Messenger RNA from Miscanthus lutarioriparius, 777 nucleotides. The record is from the annotation of a GenBank genome assembly. NCBI's taxonomy places the organism in Eukaryota, Viridiplantae, Streptophyta, Magnoliopsida, Poales, Poaceae.
AUGGCUCCGCCGCUCCUGCUCUUCCUCCUCCUCCUCCUCCCGGCCCUCGCCGCCGGACACCAGCACCCGUCCUCCUACGGCUCCUCCGCGCUCUCCGAGUGGCGCCCCGCCAAGGCAUCCUACUACGCCGCCGACCCCGAAGACGCCAUCGGUGGGGCGUGCGGGUUCGGGGAUCUGGGGAAGCACGGGUACGGGAUGGCGACGGUGGGGCUGAGCACGGCGCUGUUCGAGCGCGGCGCGGCGUGCGGCGGCUGCUACGAGGUCAAGUGCGUCGAGGAUCUCAAGUACUGCCUCCCCGGUACCUCCAUCGUCGUCACGGCCACCAACUUCUGCGCCCCAAACUACGGCCUCCCCGCCGACGCCGGCGGCCACUGCAACCCGCCCAACCACCAUUUCCUCCUCCCCAUCCAGUCGUUUGAGAAGAUUGCGCUCUGGAAGGCCGGCAUCAUGCCCAUCCAGUACCGCCGUGUUAAGUGCCUCCGUGAAGGUGGUGUCAGAUUCUCUGUCAACGGUCGGCACUUCUUCUUUACAGUCCUAAUCAGCAAUGUUGGUGGCGCGGGUGAUGUUAGAUCUGUGAAGAUCAAAGGAACAGAGUUAGGAUGGCUCUCGAUGGGCCGCAAUUGGGGCCAGGUGUGGCACAUCAACUGUGACAUGAGGGGACAACCCCUGUCAUUUGAGCUCAGCUCAAGCGAUGGCAAGACACUGACCAGUUUCAACGUGGUGCCCAAGGAUUGGGAGUAUGGCAAGACAUACACGGGGAAGCAGUUUCUUCUGUAG